This is a messenger RNA of Tachysurus vachellii, 2104 nucleotides long. RefSeq names its product MORN repeat containing 4 (gene morn4). The coding region runs from base 198 to 638 and encodes 146 amino acids. The record is from RefSeq and is a predicted model, not a curated record. Lineage: Eukaryota; Metazoa; Chordata; Actinopteri; Siluriformes; Bagridae. The transcript has 5 exons.
GUUCAAUAACACAGGCCGAUCUUCAGGAAGUGCACCGUGCAGGUUUGCGUUGCCAGGAGAGGAGAAGCGAGCUAGAGGCUGCCGCAGAGCUCGAUACCGCUUUAUUUCUCCCGUCUGAAAUCCGGCAUAAUUACACAUUUCUAAAGGAGUUUUCAUGCUUUUGCGACAACAAGGACAUAAUACAGGGUGGUCGAGGUAUGACACUGACCAGGGGCUCCUUCACUUACUCAACUGGAGAAGAGUACAGUGGUGAAUGGAAGGAAGGCAAGAGACAUGGAGUAGGGCAGCUGAAGUUCUCUGACGGCACUUGUUACAAGGGUCACUUCGAGAACGGCCUGUUUCAUGGCUCUGGGAUCUUAAUGUUCCCUGAUGGAUCCAGGUAUGAAGGUGAAUUUGCCCAAGGAAAAUUCCAAGGUGUUGGAGUUUUUAGCAGAUUUGAUGGUAUGAAGUUUGAAGGAGAAUUCAAAAAUGGUCGUGUGGAAGGACAUGGCUUACUGACAUUUCCGGAUGGUUCCCAUGGUAUUCCACGGAAUGAGGGGGUCUUUUCUGACAACAAGCUACUGAAGCGGGAGAAGAGCCAGGCGGUGGUGCAGAGGGCCCGGAGCUCAGCCUGCACUGCACGCAGUCUCUCUGUAUGAUCAACACACAAAUGAUCUGAUAAUCACCAUGCUGCUGCUCUCAGAUCAGCUUCUCAAACUCCACUCCUACUGCAGAGGUAAACAUAGAGAACUGAGGAUCUGCACAUAGAGCUCUUUUUCAUGUGGGCGUUGAAGCAGACCCUCAGGAGUGGAUAACAGGGUUUCUUUUCCCUCUGUCUCCUUUUUUUCAGUGCUGGUCUGCAUCUGAUGCCUCUAGCUUAGAAUAUAUUAAUAUAUAUGUAUGUAUGUAUGUAUAUAUAAACUGUGUGCAAAAUUUAUUAUUAAUGCAUCAGUGUGAACUAUUUCAUCUUGAAUAAUGGAGAAACCAAAGUCACCAUCUACAACAUGGGGCUAUUGAGUGUUGGAAAUGAGGAGUUUGUGUGUAACAGUGAGAUUAUUUGCCUUUGUGAGACUGAUUGUGCAUCUUCUUUAUUAUUUAUCUAUUUAUUUAACAUGAUAUUUAAAUGUUAUUUCAGGCACUUUUUAUUUAGGUAGAAACAAUCUGACUUGAAUAUAAAUUCACUUAAAUGUAUAUGAAAAUGUAAUAUUUGUAUAUACCUCAUAAAAAAAAAGACACUGGAUAUCCAGUAUUGAUGUUCGAGUUCAUUCUAAGCCUAUACAUGCAGUGGACAUAUUUUGAGUACAAAGCCAGUGAUGUGCUCUUAAUUAAAAUCAGGCAGUCUGGACAAUGAAGAGCGCCACACAGGUGAUCCUCCUGGCUGUGUGCGUUCUAACCAGUAUGUUUUAUUUUUCUUCAUGCACUUUGUGUAAUAUGUUCUGAUACAUGUGAGGCUCGAAAGUUGAAGUCAGGCUAGACUGACUAAUUAUGGUACCUGCACUGUAAAAGCAUGUAUUUGAUCUUUUUUUUUAUUCCAAAUGGUUAUGAGGAGGACUGGAAACGCUUCAUCUCUAUCUUCAUAAUAGUAUUCAUUCAGUAAUGGUGUGCGUCUUCUAAGGACAACAUAACCAUGGAUGUGGCUGUAGUCCAUUGAUCUGUAUGUCAGAGGAGUAUUCUACUUGUCACUCAGUUUGUGUAAUGAUUCUAUUUUUAUCAUCCACGUAAUGACUGCCGGAUAUUGAGUAAACGGAUCCGAAACCCGCGGUUAGGCAGGGGGAGGAACAAAAACUAGAUAUUAAAAAUAGUGAUGGACACUAUCUUCUCUGCCUUAAGGGAAACUACACCUAUUCUUAAUACCGACAAGGUAUUAGUGUUAUGGCUUUACACUGAUAUAGUAGAUGCCUAAAUAUUAACUAUACAGCUGAAAAAAAUAUAACUGAUACACAACACAAUUUUAAAUAAUACAUUUCUUGUUUUUUUUUUGUUUGUUUAGCUAACUGUAGUUACACUGUUUUACCAUGUGCAAUGUUUUCAAAAAGAGCUGUACAAACUUAAUUUGUCUAUUUUCCGAUACCAAAAUGUGUACUAACUUCAGUAUUUGCUUGAAAAGUUUGGAAAGAAUGAAAAU